GCUCAGGUUUCGUUGUCAGACUGGCAUUUAAAUAUGCUGCAGUAACGAAGCCGGGGAAGCCAGUGGCCGCACAGGAUUCAACGCAGCAGUAGGAAUAUACGCUUUAUUAUAGCUUUAUUAUUAUUUUCUUCAUUUGGCUCGAAAAGGGUAUAUUAUACAGGACAGUAUUUUGAAGAUUCAACCGCGUCAGAAUUCAAAUGUAAGACGACAUCACAAUUUGCCAGCUUCAUACGUGCAUCAUUUUUGGGAUUCUUCUACAACUUGAAUGAAAUUCGUGCUUUAUAGCUGUGAUAUGUAAAUGUGCAUGUAAAAAUGUUUAGGAUCGCUAGUAUGUGUUUAGUCUAGUCAAUUAACUGACUUUUAGUCGUCUGUGCAUCUUUGUCUCGUGUUUGGCCUAUAAAGACUUGGGGAACGCUUUCCAUUCAAGGAUGUGUCUGCAUAAUGUUUGAUUGAAAGAAAAACAAACCAUCCACUAAACCAAUAACAAAGAGAUCCUCCGAAUUAUUUGAAUAGACAUCUCUAUAGAGUAUAAGGUUGUCCAUUAUCGAAUUGCAUCAUGUUCAGCUGGUUGGGUACCGAUGACAGGAGGAAGAAGGAUCCUGAGGUCUUUCAGACAGUCAGCGAUGGCCUCAAGAAGCUCUACAAAACCAAGCUGUUACCCUUGGAAGAACACUACAAAUUCCACGAGUUCCACUCGCCCGCCUUAGAGGAUGCCGACUUUGACAACAAGCCCAUGGUUCUCCUUGUGGGGCAGUAUUCCACUGGAAAGACCAGCUUCAUACGAUACCUGUUGGAGCAGGAUUUCCCUGGAAUGCGGAUCGGGCCGGAGCCCACCACAGACUCCUUCAUUGCAGUGAUGCAUGGAGACACGGAGGGGGUGAUCCCUGGCAACGCCCUAGUUGUCGACCCCAAGAAACCCUUCAGGAAGCUCAACGCCUUCGGAAACGCCUUUCUCAACAGGUUUGUGUGUGCCCAGCUGCCAAACCCUGUUCUGGAGAGCAUCAGUGUGAUAGAUACUCCUGGUAUCCUAUCUGGAGAGAAGCAGAGGAUCAGCAGAGGCUACGAUUUCGCAGCCGUUUUAGAGUGGUUUGCCGAACGUGUGGACCGCAUCAUCCUCCUGUUUGACGCCCACAAGCUAGACAUCUCAGACGAGUUCUCGGAGGUCAUCAAGGCCCUGAAGAACCACGAAGACAAGAUCCGGGUGGUUCUAAACAAGGCUGACCAGAUCGAGACGCAGCAGCUGAUGAGGGUUUAUGGCGCCCUCAUGUGGUCGCUGGGGAAGAUCGUCAACACGCCCGAGGUCAUCCGUGUCUAUAUCGGGUCGUUCUGGUCGCACCCACUGCUCAUCCCUGACAACCGUAAACUGUUUGAGGCAGAGGAGCAGGACCUGUUCAAGGACAUCCAGUCACUGCCCCGCAACGCUGCCCUCAGGAAGCUCAAUGACCUCAUCAAAAGGGCACGGCUCGCCAAGGUCCAUGCCUACAUCAUCAGCUCUCUGAAGAAGGAGAUGCCAAGUGUGUUUGGAAAGGAGGGCAAGAAGAAGGAGCUGAUCAACAGCCUGGGAGAGAUCUACAGCCGCAUCGAGAGAGAACACCAGAUCUCCCCUGGAGACUUCCCCAACCUCAAGAAGAUGCAGGAGCAACUGAAUGCCCAUGAUCUGAACAAGUUCCAGCCCCUGAAGAUGAAGCUGCUGGACACAGUGGAUGACAUGCUAGCCCAUGACAUCGCCAGCCUCAUGGUGCUGGUCAGGCAGGAGGAGACCAACCGACCCCAGCAGGUGGUGAAGGGAGGGGCCUUUGACGGCACCCUCAACGGGCCCUUUGGCCAUGGCUACGGCGAGGGUGCCGGGGAGGGCAUCGAUGAGGCAGAGUGGGUGGUGGCCCGCGACAAGCCAAUGUACGACGAGAUCUUCUACACACUGUCGCCGGUCAAUGGGAAAGUGACGGGCGCCAACGCCAAGAAGGAGAUGGUGAAGUCCAAGCUGCCCAACACUGUGCUGGGGAAGAUUUGGAAGCUGGCUGACAUCGAUAAGGAUGGGAUGCUGGAUGAUGAGGAGUUUGCCCUGGCCAAUCACCUGAUCAAAGUCAAACUGGAGGGGCACGAACUGCCCGCCGACCUCCCCGGUCACCUCAUCCCCCCCUCCAAGAGGAAAAUCCCUACUGAGUAGACCCCCCCCGCCCCCGCCCCCAGCACCCUCACCUCCCCAGGGCACUGAAGAAGAGAGGGAGUGGGUAGGAGGAAGGGCAGUGAAGGAUCUUUGGGGGGUGCGGGGGUAAAUUCAUCAAGGUUGGACAACCACGCUUCAACAUGAAACAAAGACAAGCAGAAACUUUGUGGUCAUGCUUAGUGAGAGCAAAAAGAUUGAAAGUGUUGGCUUGCUCUUCUGAUCUAUGUAUGAUUAUUAUGAUUUUUUGUUUUUAUUAAACUGGGUUGAAGGGGGUAAAGGUCAUGGUUCAGAGUUGGGGGAAUUGAUAGUGGACUCACACUGACUGCACCACCCGCAUACCAUAUUGUUACACACCCCCACUGAGAGUGUGCUAUCUGUGACACAAUAACCUGCAUUAUCAUUGGAUACAUGAGCACUGUCUGUUUCUCAAGCAUAAAUGAUUUGUAUUUUAUUUGAGCCUGAAUUUUAACCUAUGUCAUAUCUCCCUUUGCAUAAAAUAGGCAUGUUUCAAAAAGGAUAAACUUAAUCUUAAUAAUCCUGGUACUUAUCACCUGAAAAUACAAUAACGGUAAAAUGUAGUGAAAAUAACCCUUUUUAUAAAUUGGUAGUAUAGACAUAUGAUAUUUUCUUCUUGUGAACAGGCAGCAUCCUAAACAUGCAGGCCCUUCAUAGCCUGACCAAGAGACUGUUACAACUGUAUAGCUAUCAUGUCGUAAAUCUGAGAGUUGGUAGACCAUUAAAUGUAUGGUGUUUGAAAUUGCUUUCUAGUAACUUGUAUCCCUGUCCAACGUUUGAAUGUUUAUACCUACGUAUUUACCCUAUUAUUUAGAGUACUUCACUGUUGAGGGAAAGAGACUUCAAUCUUUCCACAGACAAGGAGGUGAACUGACAAUGGAGAUUAUGUUUGUGUCAUGUUCUGGCUUUUCCGAUGGGACGUAGAAUGCAUACAAAUAUUCCCCUGUUCAUCUCGCUCACUGGAUGCAUAACUCAUUAAAAAGCAAAAGGUUUUAAAUCAGCACUUUCAUUCAAAUAUCUUACUCAGAUCGCUUCCCUCAAUAGAUAGCACAAAAAAAUAGUUAUGUUCUUCCUAUACUGUGACUUUCAAUGUUUUUCAUACAGUGUAUAUCUACCAUAGAGACUGUUCUAGGUUCUAUAUUCUAUGAUAUCCACUAGUGUUGUAGUUGAGACCACUUCUGGAUAUUAUCCACCAUAAAGAAUAUGUCAUAAUCCAAAUACCCUGUGUUAGUGUACCUGAUUGGUCAGAAACAGAAAGAUUGAAUAGGUCAGAAAUAUAUGGGUAUUGUAUGUAGAAAAGGCCCACUAAUUGCGUGUCCAGGGCAAGUUUCAUUUCGUAGCUACGGUAAUACAGUCGGUUAUUACUGGGAUCAUGGUGGGGGAACACUUAUCUGAAAGGAGUUCUUAAGGGCAACUGAUACAGUAUGUUGAGGGAAUAUACAGCACACAGUAUGUAAGGGCUCUAUUCAAUCCGUGGCACUGAAGUUCCGCUUUAUAGCGCGAUUGACAAUUAAAGGCAAUGUUCCCGCGGUCGCGGAGACUGCAUUCACGGUAAACGCUGCAUAUGUCGACUCGAUCGGAAUGAGAGUUUCUCCAACUCUGUACACAAGGGGUAGGUUUCUUUCUCUGGCUGAUAUGACUGAUACUAUUUUCUCCUGCUGUGUAUCUGUUGCUGCUGACAGUACGCUAUGUAACCUGUUGUCAUCAAUUUGAGUAGAUCUUGCAAAUGAUACGGUAACCAAUAAAGGCGACAGAGCUAAGCAUUUCUCA
Messenger RNA from Coregonus clupeaformis (lake whitefish), 3952 nucleotides. Its product is annotated as EH domain-containing protein 3. The transcript is spliced from 6 exons. The coding region runs from base 557 to 2167 and encodes 536 amino acids. Gene Ontology annotation, biological process: endocytosis; endosomal transport. Lineage: Eukaryota; Metazoa; Chordata; Actinopteri; Salmoniformes; Salmonidae. The record is from RefSeq and is a predicted model, not a curated record. Gene Ontology annotation, molecular function: calcium ion binding; protein binding; GTP binding. Gene Ontology annotation, cellular component: plasma membrane; cytoplasm.